Eurytemora carolleeae is the source of this 3859-nucleotide messenger RNA. RefSeq names its product trichohyalin. The coding region runs from base 8 to 3130 and encodes 1040 amino acids. The record is from RefSeq and is a predicted model, not a curated record. The transcript has 10 exons. Lineage: Eukaryota; Metazoa; Arthropoda; Copepoda; Calanoida; Temoridae.
AUUAGUAAUGAGCCGAAGGUCGAGUAUUGAUAUUAGUGGAAGCAGUCCCUUCGGUUCAACAUAUAGAACACCCUGUCCUACCAGGCACAUGAUGGUUCCUAGAAAGCAGUCUGCUAGUCUAGGAAAGGGAGGAAUACUCUACGGAAGCCAAGAAUCUCUCUGCCCAAGUUAUCUGAACUCGUAUCAGAAUUCCAACAAACAAACACGAGGAAUCAGAUCCCCGUCUCUCCCUCGGGAAACUAGAAUAGAUCCUAGUUUAAUAUAUCGGCAUCCUGAACCUAGAAGAGAUGCAAGGAGUAGACGCUGCCUUUCAGAGGACAGAGACAAUAUGGGAGUAGGUGUAGGAUGGAGAGGAUCAGGGGGACGAUCAAUGCACUCCAGUAGGAACAAUCUUACUGAAGAUGCUUUCAGGUUUCUUCCUCCAGAUUCUCUAAAUCAAAAUGAGCCUCCCAGACUUCUCCUAAAAAAGAGUCCUGGUCUUACUCUUGGGGAUAGAUUGAAAAGUGAUGAUGAGCAUGGUGGUGAAGCAACUGGAAAUGAGCAGAGAAAAAAGAAGUCAUCAAUGUCGGCUGAGGAUAAGUUAAGACGUGAAGACCAGGUUGUUGAGUUGGUCAAGAGACUUGAUAAUAUUGUUCAGCUGCUAAGUCAGGUACAGCAUGAAGCAGAAAAACUUAUAAAUCAUCAAGCAGAGUCAGAGGAUUUUCAAAAGCAAAUGAAGAAGGAGACUGAAGGCUAUGAUCUGCAACGAGGAGCAUAUAGAAUACUUGAUGCCCUUGAUGGAGACCGUCGAGAACUUACGAGACUUCAGAAAAAGGCAGUUGAGAUGAGAAGAAGGCAGCUCAACGGAAUAGAACUAGAUGGAGAAGAGGAGGAAUUGAGAGCCUUGAUCAUGGGAGCAUCUGAUUUAGAAAAGAAGCUUCUAAGAGCUUUGGACGAAAUCACACGUCUUACAGACAAAACUAACAAACUGAUAAAAAGACAACAAGAAAUUGACGAGCUGAGGCGGUUAAAGCUACAAGAACAAGCUGAAAAAAAUGGCGCAUUACAACUGAUCAUAAAAGAUAUGGAAAUGUUGGACAAAAUUCUUAGAGAUUUAACAGAAGUUCGCAAGCAGUACAUACAAGCAGAAGGAGUGCACAGAAACAUUCAAAAGUUUAUAUCAAAAGAUGAAACGGAUGAAAUGGACACGGAUGAUAUGAUCCUGGAAUCCAUUCGAGUAGACACACAAACUGCCACAGAUGAUAUUCUUAAAACUAGAGAGGAAAUUCAAAAAGUAACAGAUAACUUUGCCCUAGAACUUGAUGAAGAUAUAGAUAUUGUAGGUGAGGCCGAGCUUCUUGAAUUCAAAAUAAAUGAGACCAAGGAAGUUGUGAAACGUUUAGGAACAGAAGUUGAAGAAUUCAUGAUUAACCAGAACGAACGCUAUAUGGAAAUGAUGAAACUGAAAGCCCAACGUGAAGAUGAGCAAAAAAAUAAACAAGAACAAGAAAAACGUCUUAAGCAGAUUGAAGAAAUGGAAAGAUUGAAGAAAGAAACUGAAAGACUACUUGAAGAAGAAGAAAUCAAGAAACGAAAAGAACUUGAGAAGUUGCAAGCUAAAGCCAUGGAGAAACAGUUGUUACAAGCAAAGGAAGAAGAGGAUGAAAGAAAGAAAAGACUGGAAGAGGAAGCAAAUAAGGAGAAAAUGAAGAUAAAAAUGGAUCAGUUACAAAAGCUGCUUGAUCAAGAAGCAGAGAAAAAUAUGACGAAGCAGAGAGAAGAAAUUUUGAAUAUUCUGGAAGGUGACACAUUUGAAUUGGAAAAAAUGAAAGAUGAAGUUCUUAUUCUUGUUGAUAAACAGAAGAAGAUUGAAGUUACAAGACGAAGACGAAGAAAGCUCUACACAAUUCCUGAAGAAGAAGAAAUUGAUGAUGAAGCAGAACUGAAAAAUCUAGCUGACAAAACAACCAUGCUUUUUCAAGCUUUGCAAAAUAGUAAGAAUGAAAUCAUGAAACUCAAACAUGCAAUAGAAAUUUGCAUUCCGGAGGACAUGCUGGAAGAUAUAAUGGGGUUUGAAAAUAGCUUAAAAACCAGGUCUGAAGAAUUGAGUGAUUUAGUCUCUGACACAGAUAAAUGUGAAAACAAACAUCUUAGAAGGCUCCAAGAAGGAGAAAAAGCCCUAGAAGAUGAAGAGAAUAGAAACAAAGACAUGAAAAAUAGUAAAGAUAAAGUUGAUCAGAUGAAGAAUGACAUUGACCUACUCAAGUUUAGAAAAUCAGCACUGGAGAAAGGAAUUCACCAAUCUAAAGCAACUGAAGAGAAUGAAAAGAAAGAAAUCUUGGAUAAACUUAAGACUCAAGAUGCAAAUAUGAUGAAAUUAGAAGAUUCUUUGUUUGAUACCAUUAAACAGUUGGAAGAAUGGAAAGAUUUUACUUGGAAUGAAGAAUUUGAAACUGAAAUGAACAAGUAUGGUUUGAUCGGUUCAUCAGCCAUUCCUUCCUUUCCUGAUUACUUAAUUCAAAAUCCAGAACUAAUGGCUGCCAUCAACGAAAGAAAAAGGCAGCUUGAAUUGAUUAAACAAAAAAUAGCCAGUGACGAGAGAAAAAUGAAGGAAAUUGAGGAGAUACUUGAGGAAAUGGAGAGGCGGCAAAAGGAAGCAGAAUUAAAAAGGCUGGCAGAGCAAACCCUGGAGUGGACUAAAGAUUUUAUACCCUCAGGAUCUGUGGAAUUCGGAGCAAUGCCAGUUUUUAGGUCCGGCUACACCAUUGAUCCUGAAGAGGCCCGAAGUAGGAGAGCUUCAAGAAUACAAUCCAGGGAAUCUUCUGUUGUCCCUGUUGAGGAAUUAGGGGCUUUACGAGGUUAUGAUGAUAUUCUUCUUGGAUAUGGAGCCAGAUCCAGACAACAAUCAUUGGACAGAGCUCACCACACAAAUACAAACGAGAAAAGAUCUAACAGACGGUCCUGUGUGCUGGAGUCUGCUAUAAAGGUUGAUGCACUCAAGGUUAACUCAGAGUUGGAUGAAACUAAACCUGAAUCUGAAAAUAAGAUGGAAGAGCCACGAGGAAGAAGAAAAUAUAAGAAAAGCAGUCCAUUUCAGCUGGUGAAUAAUAAAUCUACAGAAGGAAUUAGAAAACCCCCAGCUGGUAAAUAAUGAAUCUACAGAAGGAAUUAGAAACCCCCCAGCUGGUGAAUAAUGAAUCUACAGAAGGAAUUAGAAACCCUCCAGCUGGUGAAUAAUGAAUCUACAGAAGGAAUUAGAAACCCUCCAGCUGGUAAAUAAUGAAUCUACAGAAGGAAUUAGAAAACCCCCAGCUGUUAAAUAAUAAAUCUACAGAAGGAAUUAGAAAACCCCAAACUGGUGAAUAAUUAAUCUACAGAAGGAAUUAGAAUACCUCCCAGCUGGUAAAUAAUGAAUCUACAGAAAGAAUUAGAAAUGCCCCAGCUGGUAAAUAAUGAAUCUACAGACGGAAUUAGAAACCCCCCAGCUGGUAAAUAAUGAAUCUACAAAAGGAAUUAGAAACCCCCCAGCUGGUAAACAAUGAAUCUACAGAAAGAAUUAGAAACCCCCCAGCUGGUAAACAAUGAAUCUACAGAAAGAAUUAGAAACCCCCCAGCUGGUAAAUAAUAAAUCUACAGAAGGAAUUAGAAAACCCCCAGCUGAUAAAUAAUAAAUCUACAGAAGGAAUUAGAUUACCCCCCAGCUGGUAAAUAAUGAAUCUACAGAAAGAAUUAGAAAUGCCCCAGCUGGUAAAUAAUGAAUCUACAGACGGAAUUAGAAACCCCCCAGCUGGUAAAUAAUGAAUCUACAAAAGGAAUUAGAAACCCCCCCAGUUGGUAAACAAUGAAUCUACAGAAAGAAUUAGAAACCCCCCCAGCUGCU